AUGAAGUACUCGUACGCCUUUGUUGCCGCUCUUGUUGCCAUCGUAGCCUGCGUCGCCGUGCAGGCUGCGCCUCCACAGCAAGAGGCUCAGGUGCUGCGCUUCGACUCCGAUGUGCAGCCGGAGGGCUAUAAGUUUGCUGUGGAGACAAGCGACGGCAAGUCACAUCAGGAGGAGGGUCAGCUGAAGAACGUGGGCACCGAGCACGAGGCAAUUGCAGUGCAUGGCGUCUACUCCUAUGUUGGCGAUGAUGGUCAGACCUAUACACUCAACUAUGUCGCCGAUGAGAACGGCUUCCAGCCACAGGGUGACCAUUUGCCGCGCGCCGUUCAAUAAGCCCCAAGGCAUCCCACACCCAUAUGUUAACUAGGUUUAAGAUCUAUCAAAUCAUUUUCGCAAACAAACAAACAAACAACAAUUUGAAAAUCUCAUAGUCAUGCUUAAUAAUAUACCAACAGUUUUAUGUUCCAUAUAAA
Molecule: messenger RNA, 473 nt
Organism: Drosophila virilis
Lineage: Eukaryota; Metazoa; Arthropoda; Insecta; Diptera; Drosophilidae
Product: larval cuticle protein 65Ag1
Cellular component (GO): chitin-based extracellular matrix
Molecular function (GO): structural constituent of chitin-based larval cuticle
Source: RefSeq, a predicted model, not a curated record